GGUGGACAAGUUCGACUACCGUAUGUUGGUUAUAUUCGAGAGCCGAACCCCCGGUUCUGCACAACCGGGGUGAAACGCCCCCGUAAGCGUGGUCGGAAAUCUAUCUGUUGAUGUGAGCAGUCACAUCAACAGAUUAAACGCUCACAUCAGAUUAAACGCUCACAUCAAACGCUCACAUCAACAGUCUACUUCGCCAGACUCCGCCAGAUUUCAGCAGACUCCGCCUACAUAACCCCAGAACUCCAUGUCAGGGGAGCAAUUCUUGCUGCGAUGUCGUACUUGGACUCGAUCAAAGCUCCAGUCAAUCACAAUCCCAAUCCAGUGCCCUUCCACUUACUCAUUUCCGACUUAUUUACCAAAAUAAACAUUAAAGAAUUGCCAGCUAAUUCGCUGGCAAACAAUAAACGAGAUUACCAUGUUAAUCUAUUCAAUAACUUUGUUAACCAUUAUCGAAUCCAGAUUGGCGAGGAUUUCUAUCCCGUGUUCCGAUUGAUCUUACCGGAAUUGGACUCGAGGUUAUAUCAUUUGAAAGAUGUUUCUUUGAACCGAUUGUUUAUCAAGAUCUUGAAUAUCCCUAAAAAUUCUCCCGAUUAUAACUUAUUGUUCAAUUGGAAGAAAAACUAUCAUUAUAUUAAGAACUCAAAUGGGGAGAUUUUGGCUAAUUUGCCCCAAACUUUUUGUCAAAUCUUGUCGCAUAGAAGAACUCAAACGGUGCCCGCUGGUAAAUUAUCCGUUAAUGAUAUAAAUAACUCAUUGGAUGAGUUAACUAAGUUGACUAAAUCAGAUGAUUUGGUCAGGUUUUUCAAUGAUAUCUUUGACCAGUUAUCAAUUGAAGAAAUUAGAUGGUUUUGUCAUAUCAUCUUGAAAGACUCUAUUCUAUCAAACCAAUCAAGUCUUUUCUGGCUAACUUACCACCCGGAUUCUUUGGACUUAUUGAAAAUUACCAACAAUUUGAAAUUGGUCGUUUGGGCUUGCCAUGAUCCUUUGCAUCGAUUAUCGCCCGCUGAAAAACAAAUCCAGUUAUUCCAUGCCUUCAUUCCGGAGGCUCUGGAAAAAAUUAAAUCCUCGUAUGAUACAAUCAUUAACAGACUAACCAAUAAAUCUUAUAAACCGUCUUCUAAUUUGAUGAAUUAUUAUAAUCGUGAAAAUUAUCAUGGUAAGUUCAUUAUUGAAGAAAAAAUUGAUGGGGAUCGUAUGUUAAUCCAUAUGAUCAAUAAAUCGUAUCCCACCUCUUAUAAUAAUUUGGAAUUUAAAUUUUACUCCAGAAGAAGAAAAAAUUAUACUCUUUUAUACGGCUCAAAUAAUCAUUUUGGUUCUCUACUGAAGUUUCUAUCAAGGGGGUUUAGUAACAGCUUCAUGGUUUCGAGUUGUAUCCUUGAUGGUGAAAUGGUGGCCUUUGAUAAAACUUUGAAAAAAAUCUUACCCUUUGGUACUUUGAAACUGGCCGCUAUUCAAGAACUGGUUAAACAAUUCAAUACCACCGAUGCUUAUGAUGUUCAAGAUAUCCAACCUCUUUUUAUGAUUUUUGAUGUAUUAUAUUUAAAUUCAAAAAAUUUGACUCAUCUACCUCUUUAUUAUAGAAAAGAAGUUUUGAAGAAGAUUAUCAACCCAAUUGAAAACAGAUUUCAAAUUUUAAAUUAUGCUCUUGGUGUCAAUUCAACGGAUAUUAAUAACGCGAUAAAGCAAGUUAUUAGUGAACGCUCAGAAGGAGUUAUGUUGAAAAAUAUCUUAUCGAAAUAUGAAUGGGGGAAAAGAUCUAAAAAUUGGAUCAAAGUUAAACCAGAAUAUUUAGAGUAUUAUGGUGAAAAUGUCGAUUUGAUAGUUAUUGGCAAAAUUAAAGGUGUCAAGAAUUCUUUUAUUUGUGCUUUAUUUGAUUUGGAUUCAAAAAUUUUUAAAAGUUUUUGUAAUGUUGCUAAUGGCUUUACUUAUGAUGAGUAUAAAGAAAUUGAUUCUAUUUCUAAAAACAAAUGGCAUAAUUUUAAAAUUGAUCCUCCUCCUAUUGAUUUACUACAAUUUGGUACUAAAAAACCUGAUGAAUGGUUAAAUCCUUAUGACUGUCAAAUCAUUUUGGAGAUCAAAGCUAGGUCAAUUGAUCACUCCGACACUUUAAUGUAUAAGGCGGGUACCACAUUACAUGGUCUAUGGUGUAGAUCUUUAAGGAGAGAUUUGAAUUUAAAUGAUUGUGAAAAUUUACAAAGUUACUUAGCCAAAAAGAAUGUUCACCAUACUAAUAAGAUUCAAAAAGUUAAUUCAAAUUUUAAAAGAAAAAUUAAUUUUCAAGAUUCAAUCAUUGAAGACGAAAGAUCCGGGGAAAUUGAUUUUGAUUCUUCGGAAAAUAAAACAAUAUUUCAAAAGAUAAAAAUGUUAAUUUUGACUGACUACAAAUCCAAACAACUCAAAUUAACUCGUAAUCAAUUGAUUGAACUAGUGAAACUUCAUGGGGGUGACCCGGUUAAUGAUUUAUCAAAUAUAAAUUUAGAUGAUUUUAAAGUUGUUAUAAUUGGUUCUAAAUUAAUUCCUUCCAUUAUCGGUUAUAUAAAUCAAGGUUGGGAUAUCUUAAAACCAGUUUGGAUUUUAGAUUGUAUUAAUAAGAAUAGCCUCGUCCCUUUAGAGCCAAAUUUUAUUUUGAAUGGUAAUGAUCAAUUGACUGAAUUUGCUGGGAAAAGACUAGAUAAGUUUGGUGAUAGUUUUACUACAACCCUCGACUCGAAUUAUCCAAUCAAAAAAAAAAAAUCAUCAAAUUGA
This is a messenger RNA of Hyphopichia burtonii NRRL Y-1933, 2745 nucleotides long. It is a transcript of the gene LIG4, whose product is annotated as DNA ligase (ATP). Gene Ontology annotation, cellular component: DNA ligase IV complex. Lineage: Eukaryota; Fungi; Ascomycota; Pichiomycetes; Serinales; Debaryomycetaceae. Bases 271 to 2745 code for a protein of 824 amino acids. Gene Ontology annotation, molecular function: ATP binding; DNA binding; DNA ligase (ATP) activity. The transcript is spliced from 2 exons. Gene Ontology annotation, biological process: double-strand break repair via nonhomologous end joining; nucleotide-excision repair, DNA gap filling; DNA recombination. The record is from RefSeq and is a predicted model, not a curated record.